CGGAUAUAAAAUGUUACUAUGGUUGUUGGCCGGUUACGCCGGGCUAGCUGUAGGUCAGGACAGGAGACCAACUAUAUCCUUCAUUACACAACCGGAAAUAGUUACAGAUAUUGGUGGAAAUAUAGAGAUGAAGUGUACUGUAAACUAUGCUAGUGACUAUCCUGUAGUCUGGAUGAAGCUUGAUAGUGUGGACAGAAAUAAUGACCUCCCUAUAACCUCUGGAACAACAAUGAUCUUAAAAGAUCCGAGGUUUGCAAUUGAUUUCGACAAGGGUACAUCCACUUAUACACUCAAGUUAGUCCUGAUUGCGCUGACGGAUGCUGUCAAAGCUGAAGUUCCAUUGAUUGUGAGACGACCUCCGAUCAUUUCAGAUAACUCAACAAGAUCUGUUGUCUCCUAUGAAGGUCAACGUGUAGAGUUAAGAUGCUAUGCUAGUGGAUAUCCACUACCUGAUAUCUAUUGGAGAAGACAAAACAAUGAUAUCCUUCCAUCUAACUCUUCAGUUUUCAAGGGAAAUAUCUUAACGUUUGACUCGAUUAAAAAAGAGCAUCGAGGGACUUACUACUGUGUUGCAACUAAUGUAGUUGGAACUGGAGCAAGAAGAAAUAUAGAUGUAGAGGUUGAGUUUAAGCCCACUGUGACAAUUGAGAAGAAACGACUAGGCCAGGCUCUUCAGUACGAUAAAGACCUUGAGUGUCAUAUUGAAGCCUACCCUCCCCCUGCUAUAAAGUGGUAUAAGGAUGGAGUAACAGACCCUAUUUCAAACAAUCAGCAUUUCAGAAUUGCCCAUUUUGCAUUUGAUGACGAGUACUCAGAUACAACCCUCAGAGUAAUAACAAUAGAGAAGAAACA
Messenger RNA from Eurytemora carolleeae, 852 nucleotides. It is a transcript of the gene Lac, whose product is annotated as lachesin. NCBI's taxonomy places the organism in Eukaryota, Metazoa, Arthropoda, Copepoda, Calanoida, Temoridae. Gene Ontology annotation, cellular component: neuron projection. The record is from RefSeq and is a predicted model, not a curated record.